Messenger RNA from Aptenodytes forsteri (emperor penguin), 1352 nucleotides. It is a transcript of the gene PAWR, whose product is annotated as pro-apoptotic WT1 regulator. The record is from RefSeq and is a predicted model, not a curated record. Gene Ontology annotation, cellular component: cytoplasm. NCBI's taxonomy places the organism in Eukaryota, Metazoa, Chordata, Aves, Sphenisciformes, Spheniscidae. The transcript has 7 exons. Gene Ontology annotation, biological process: positive regulation of apoptotic process; apoptotic process.
AUGUGGUCUAAGGCAGCACGGGUGGUUGGAGGGAGGAGAAGCAUUGCUGCAGAACAGCAGAGCAUUGGCUUGGAAAGCAUUAGUAAGAAAAGGUUAAAAGGAAGAGUCAAGAGGGAUAGUAGUGCUAUGUCUGAGGAUUAUUUUACUUUUACGGGGAGAUUUGACAUUAGAAAUGUCAUGGAGUAUAAGUGGGGAUUUUACAGGAAGGUGGUGUCAGGGAUCAUCAGUAUCUAAGCCUCAGAACACCUUGAUGAAUAUGAAGAUGAUGAAGCAGGGCAGAAGGAGCGAAAGAAGGAGGAUGCUAUUACCCAACAGAAUACGAUACAAAAUGAGAGUUCCAGUGCAGAUACCCCUGGCUCAUACUUACUACAGGAUUCCUCCAGGAUGGUUUCAAGCAGGUAUAAAAGCACAGCUAAUGCACCAGAAGACGAUGCUCCAAAUAGAUACUCCCGAACAGACAGGACAACUUACAGCAGAUACAGCAGGGAUGCAAAUUCUUCUGGCAGUUCUGUACCAAGUAACGCUUUGGAAAAGAGGAUUGACGAACUUGAAAGGGAACUUGCAAAGGAGAGACAGGAAAAUGCGAGAUUAAUGAAGAUGACACAGGACAAAGAGGAACUAAUUGGAAAGCUGAAGGAAGAAAUUGAUUUAUUGAACAGAGACCUAGAUGAUAUAGAAGAUGAAAAUGAACAAUUGAAGCAAGAAAAUAAAACCCUCUUAAAAGUUGUUGGACAGCUGACAAGGUAGAAGAUUCAAGCCUCAAUGAGGAAAGAUUUAAAAACUACUGAUUGAACGUUAAGGUCAAUAUAGUAAUACUUCCUGUGUUGCAGUAUGUUACAAUAACUGUCUUUAUAUUUAUUGUUAGGAAACCAGAUGAAUGUUUAUUUUCAUAGUACUUUCUUCUUCAUUCAAUGAAAUGGCAUCAAAUUUGGGGUAUAUUUUUAGCUUUCUUUUCACAUAAGAAUAAUUAAAUUUUUUGACAUAUUUCAAAAUAUGAAGUUCAAAAAUGUUUGGGUUUUGUAUCUUCAGAUUACAUCUGGAUAAAUUACAGUCAUUUAAAAUUCAUAGCACCAGGAUCACUUUCAGUCCACGUGGGUGUAUAUUUUUGAAAUGAAUGGAAGCAAUACAGAUAAGCUUUGUUUACACAGAUCCAAAAUAUAUAUUUUGGGAAAUACUUCCUUUUUUGUUUAAGCAGCUGUAAAGUGGAUGCCUUAUUACUGAUGUAUAACAUUUUGCAGAUUGAUUACUUGCUCUAAAACUCUUGUAUGUUGAGGGUUUUUUACCGUAUCUGAAAGACUGACAAUAGUAGAGAGUAGCAGGUUUUUUUUCUGUAUAACAGUAUUCUGGCAGGA